AUGAGCUUUUUCGGCCAGCUGCCGGUGGAGUUAUGUCUGAGCAUAUUGCAGCAUUGUGAUCUCUCGUCGUUAUGGCAUCUCACAUUGGCAUCUCGCGAUGUUGCUGCCGUUUUUGACGAAUAUGCACUCGAGACCGUGGAGAAAGUGAUUGCAAACUCGAUACCAGAACAGACCCAGGCUCUUAUGCGCGCAGUGAUACGGACUCGCGCAGCUUGCGGUCCCGGUUUGGAGGCAGCACAGUCCAUUACGGCAAUCGACUCGGACCCACUGAGAAGGGAUGAGGUCGAGGACCGCAGUAUACCUCGUCGUUUCCUCUCACUGGCGCACCAUUUGCAUACCAUUAGCCAUGCAACUGCUGAAUAUUACAUUGAGCAAUCCUUGACUGUGCGUCCGUGGUCUUCCUUGCAGCUGGAUCUCAAGGCAGAUUGUCUCCGACAAAGGUUCGACAGGGCAAAGAAGUGCGAGUACCAUCCACUGAAAACCGGACCCCCAUCUUGGGUCGAGGAACAACGUAUCAUAAAGCAACUUUGGCGAAUACAAUUAUUCUUCGAACUCAACAAUGCUCAGCUACACCACCGGCUGGAAUGGCCACGGGAAGACCAGUAUCCUCUGGUGGACAUUGCGGAAUUCUUUACCAUUAGGGAUUUCGAGUUACAACAACUAUUUACCGUCUAUGACUUUUUGCACCACACUCCAGAACAGCGGCAAACCAUGAGCAAUUAUAGUAUUCCCGCUGCUGCGUCUGCCACGGUACUGCAAGCCAAUAUCGUCUGCAAGGGUCCGGUCCGGUCUGCAGCAAGGUGCGAUCACUAUCAGCAAGGACUCAGUCACCUGGACAGACCACCACUGUCCUAUAUAUUCCAAAGAUUGAUGUCUCGCGAUGGGCAGGGAGGGCCAAUACCGGGAUUACCUUUUGACCCUUAUCGCAAGUAUGGUUUUGCCAUCUGGGACGAUCAACGCAUGGCCGACUUGGGUUUUGCAGAAGCUCACGGCAGAGCGAUAUUGAACAGGUCACAUUAUUUCUACCGAUGGUAUAGUAUUUUGACAGAGGAGGAUAAGGCAUUGCAUUAG
Messenger RNA from Pestalotiopsis fici W106-1, 1071 nucleotides. RefSeq lists its product as uncharacterized. NCBI's taxonomy places the organism in Eukaryota, Fungi, Ascomycota, Sordariomycetes, Amphisphaeriales, Sporocadaceae. The transcript has a single exon. Bases 1 to 1071 code for a protein of 356 amino acids. The record is from RefSeq and is a predicted model, not a curated record.